CCUUUCGAAGAUGCCUAGGGUUUAAUAUGCGUGUUUAUCAGAAGAAAGAGAGAGAGGAGAGGGAGAGAGGAGACAGGGGUGAUGACGACGAUCCGACGAUUUUGCUGCAACGACUUUCUUCGAUUCGCAUCCGUGAAUCUUGAUCACCUCACUGAAACUUUCAACAUGUCCUUUUAUAUGACCUAUCUAGCAAGAUGGCCGGACUAUUUUCAUGUCGCCGAAGCUCCUGGAAAUCGAAUUAUGGGAUACAUAAUGGGAAAAGUUGAAGGUCAAGGUGAGUCUUGGCAUGGUCAUGUAACUGCAGUGAGUGUUGCACCUGAAUAUCGUAGGCAGCAAUUGGCCAAGAAGCUGAUGAAUUUGCUUGAAGAAAUAAGUGACAAGAUUGACAAGGCUUACUUUGUGGACCUCUUUGUGAGAGCAUCAAACACACCGGCUAUACAAAUGUAUGAAAAGCUUGGUUAUGUAAUCUAUAGGCGGGUGCUACGUUAUUACUCGGGGGAGGAAGACGGUUUAGAUAUGAGGAAAGCAUUAUCGCAAGACGUGGAGAAGAAAUCUGUUAUCCCUCUCAAGAGGCCCAUUACUCCAGACGAAUUGGAGUAUGACUAGACGGGUUAUCUUUGAGCCACUCUCAUGGAAAAAGAAUUUUGAUGGGAGCACUGCGUGCUUGUCGCUUGCAAAGAUGGGAGAUUAUGGUUGCUGCAUAGUUGAGAAGUUAUGUCAUAGUCCGGGGUUGACAUUGCAAAUUGCUUUGUGGUGUUGGGAUUUUGGUUCAUCACACUACGUUUUGGCCUUAUUGUAUUCCACCACGUUUCGCAUUUGCCAUCAGUGAAUUUGAUCUUCGGGUCUUGGAUUAUGCAAUAAAGUAGUGCCUGCUUAAUGCUUCAAGAGCAUCAUCAUAAUGCCGUCGGUGUCCGGCUGUACAAAUCUUUAUGUGAAUUAAGUUGACAGAAUGAGUGGUUUUCAGUAUCUUGCCAUCCACGUUGAUAAGAUUAUAAUAUUUUUAGUGGAUUUGUACUAGCCGUGGAGCUACAUUAGACAUUGUAA
Diospyros lotus (date-plum) is the source of this 1044-nucleotide messenger RNA. Its product is annotated as N-terminal acetyltransferase B complex catalytic subunit NAA20. The record is from RefSeq and is a predicted model, not a curated record. Gene Ontology annotation, cellular component: NatB complex. The coding region runs from base 82 to 606 and encodes 174 amino acids. The transcript is spliced from 6 exons. Gene Ontology annotation, molecular function: protein-N-terminal amino-acid acetyltransferase activity. NCBI's taxonomy places the organism in Eukaryota, Viridiplantae, Streptophyta, Magnoliopsida, Ericales, Ebenaceae. Gene Ontology annotation, biological process: N-terminal peptidyl-methionine acetylation.